AUGUUGAGUCGGGGAAUUAGGGUGUUACAUAGUGGUAUAAGAGCAGAAAUGGAUGGAGGUAAAAAUGAUGAAGAAAUUAUUGAAUCUCUUCAAGAAAUUGCUCAGGCGAUGGCUUGGGCAAAGGCGGAUUUACAGGCGAAUCAGAAUAAUCAAAAUGGAAGCGAUGCGAAAUUUAUGUAUGUCUCGAAAUCAGAUAACUUCAUUCGAGGUACGUGUUUUACUCACAAUGUUGUGAUAAUUGAAAUGAUUGAUACUGGUGGAACUUAUUCAUUUAUUUAUAUUGAAUUUGUUAACAAGAUGAAUUUUGAAGUGUCCUCUAUGAAUGGAAGUAUAGUCAUUGAUACACCAGCUAAUGGUUUGGUGACUACUACGCUAGUGUAUUUGACUUGUCCUUUGACAACUUUUGGUAAAGAAUUUUGGACAGACUUAGUUUGUUUUUUGUUGACUCAACUCAAUAUGAUUUUGGGGAUGAACUUUAUAGAGUUCAACCAUGUGUACAUCAAUUGCUUUGACAAGAUUGUGUUGUUUCUCAAACCCAAGGAGAAUUUGGAUUCAAGAUUCUUAUCUACCGGUCAAGUUAAGUGGUCUUUGAGGGAGAAUGAACAGGUACUUGUGUUGUUCACUUCUCUGAGAAUGGAGAACAAUGUUGCGGCUAGUGAUAUUUUAGUGGUGUGUGAAUUCCUUGAUGUUUUUCCUGAUGAUAUUUGUGACUUGCCUUAUGAAUGUGAAGUUUAG
Lathyrus oleraceus (garden pea) is the source of this 735-nucleotide messenger RNA. RefSeq lists its product as uncharacterized. The record is from RefSeq and is a predicted model, not a curated record. The transcript has 3 exons. The coding region runs from base 1 to 735 and encodes 244 amino acids. NCBI's taxonomy places the organism in Eukaryota, Viridiplantae, Streptophyta, Magnoliopsida, Fabales, Fabaceae.